AUAUACAGCAUGUAGAUAGGGCUAUAAUAACCGAGGUGAACGCCUCUUAACUUUAUCGCCCCAAGUGAAAUAAUAUAUACCUACGGUAGUCAUUAGCAACAUGGCAACUAUUGAAGGUAUCAGUGGUAACCAGUACGUCCCUGGGACGAAAGUCUACAAUGACGUCAAAUACCAAUAUGCUACGUCAACUUACGGUGAAGAGCGUGAUCUCAACCCAGGAUUGAUCGUACAGCCCAAGACGAAGGAUGAUAUAGUUCUAGCACUGAGAUACGCAAAGGAGAAGGGGGUUGCAGUAGCUAUCAAGACAGGUGGCCACCAAUAUAGCGGAGCCAGCUCUACAAGCGCUCCGAAUAUCCAGCUCGACCUCGAAAACUCGUUUAGGGGAGCUGACGAUCGAACUAUCUUUGAAAAGGAUGGGAAAGCGUACGCCCGGACAAGCGUUAGCUGGAGCCUUGGAGAGUUUAAUGCUUGGCUUACUGAGAACAAGAAGUUCGUCCCACACGGUCAAUGUACUGAGGUUCAUGUUGGCGGGCAUGUCCAAACCGGAGGUUAUGGCCAAUUGGCGCGUAGCUUUGGCUUAUUCGGAGACCACGUCCUAUCUCUCGAAAUCGUAGAUACCGACGGCAAUUUCAAAGAGGUCACUAAAGCUACAGACCCUGAUCUCUUUUGGGCAUUUCUAGGGGGAAGCCCCGGUAACCUCGGCGUCAUAACCCAUUUCACUAUCAAAGUCCAUCGCGAUCAAGAUUACAAUGGAUCUAGAGGCAUGAAGGCAAUGUACUUCUACGAUACGAAGACACUGAAACGUCUAAUUGACAUCUUGGUCGAGAUGUCAGACAACGAUAACUUCCCUCGCAACUAUGACUUCUGCAUCAGCGUGCUCAGCUCUGCAUUCCCGCUUCUCGAUAUAUGUCCCGGCAUAGACGAAUGGAUGGCGCGGGCACACCCGGAGCUGUAUGGCAAAAACGGUCUCAUCGCCUGGCCGCGAACUAUAGUCGUGUAUGCGCAAUGGGUGCCGUUUGAGAGCGGCGACCAGUGCGAUAUGUCGUGGUUUAACCGAAUCAAAGAGGGCUCUGACUGGAUCUUGGGAGACAGCGAUGUCCAGGAGAAGCCCAUGUCGCAGCUGACGGGCGACUGGAUCUUCCGCAACGUGAGAGAGUUCGAGCACCCCUACGAAAAGAGAACCUAUAUGACGCGCUCGCGCACAUUGGCUAAAGAUGGCUGGGCUGACUGGGUUGUUGGUCGUAUCGACGAUAUCGUUCGUCCCGAACACAAUAAGUGCUGGCUAUCGGCGCAAUUGCAAUGCUUCGGCGGCAAGAACUCGAUGUUCACACGAAAUGCGGAUAAUGGAACGGCAUUUAGUUGGAGAGAUACGAGCAUCGGGUGUACGAUGGACGCCUUCUAUGCCGAGGAGUCCAAGGCACGGGCCGAGGACUGGCAAAAGGUCAAUGACAAGGAGGCGAUUGGACCCAACGGCGUCUUUUCGAAGGAGGAUCGCCGCGUUUUGUGGGGAUCUUACGGUGAAUGGAAUCUCGAUGCUGUUUGGAACACUUAUUUUGAGAAUAGGGCGAAGUAUGAGAAGUUGCAGCAGAUUAGGAAGAGGGCUGAUCCAGAUGGCAUCUUCACGCCGAAUCCCUUUUGCGUCAAGCGGGCAGACUGAUAGGGAUGUUGGUGUUACAGAUAGGUAGGUACUUAUCUAAGUACCUAGGGUGUGUCUCAUAAUAUUAAUAUCUAUAUCUUCUCCUAUUCGUACGUUCAUCAAGCCGCAUCAAGCCUCCUUGCAGAAGUCCGAAAGCCCGGUAUGCAGCAUCCCAGCACACCGCGCAUUUUACGCGGAACUGAUUCCCUGUCGGGAUAAAUGCAGGUGGAUCUAGAUCGAGAUCAUAGUCAGAUGCAUCUCUCGGUUGACCUUCCGAUCACCUAGCGUUGCCAUGAUA
Annulohypoxylon maeteangense is the source of this 1934-nucleotide messenger RNA. Its product is annotated as FAD-binding domain-containing protein. The transcript is spliced from 2 exons. Bases 101 to 1657 code for a protein of 518 amino acids. Gene Ontology annotation, molecular function: FAD binding. NCBI's taxonomy places the organism in Eukaryota, Fungi, Ascomycota, Sordariomycetes, Xylariales, Hypoxylaceae. The record is from RefSeq and is a predicted model, not a curated record.